UGGGGCCGCGGCGGCUCCUCUGCCGGGUCGCGCCGGAGGACGGGCCUUCGGGCGGCGGUUCGGGCGGCCUGCGGACGGACGCGCGGGCCGACUCCCAGGCCCCGCGCCUGCCGUCUCCCCCUCCCGCCGGGCCGGGCCCGCGCCAUGGCCGCCUCGCCGGGCUCGGGCAGCGCCAACCCGCGGAAGUUCAGUGAGAAGAUCGCGCUGCACACGCAGCGGCAGGCCGAGGAGACGCGGGCCUUCGAGCAGCUUAUGACCGACCUCACCCUGUCGCGGGUCCAGUUUCAGAAGCUUCAGCAGCUGCGUCUCACACAGUACCACGGCGGGUCCUUACCGAACGUGAGCCAGCUUCGGGGCAGCACCGCGGAGUUCCAGCCCUCCCUUCACCAGGCUGAUAGCGUGCGCGGCACCCGCCACCACGGGCUGGUGGAGAGGCCAGCCAGGACCCGCUUCCACCCUCUCCACCGAAGGUCCGGGGACAAGCCAGGACGACAAUUUGAUGGUAGUACUUUCGGAGCCAAUUACUCCUCACAGCCCCUGGAUGAGAGCUGGCCAAGGCAGCAGCAUCCUUGGAAAGAAGAGAAGCACCCCGGAUUCAGGCUGACAUCUGCUCUUAACAGGACCAAUUCUGAUUCCGCGCUUCACACAAGUGCUCUGAGCGCUAAGCCCCAGGAUCCCUACGGAGGAGGGGGCCAGUCCACCUGGCCUGCCCCAUACAUGGGUUUCUGUGAUGGUGAGAAUGACGUACAUGGAGAAGUGCUGUCUUUCCCGGGCCCACUGAAAGAAGAGAAUCUGUUAAACGUUCCCAAGCCACUGCCAAAACAACUGUGGGAGACCAAGGAGAUUCAGUCCCUGUCAGGGCGCCCUCGAUCCUGUGAUGUUGGAGGCGGAAAUGCUUUUCCACACAACGGUCAAAACAUAGGCCUCUCACCCUUUCUGGGGACCCUGAACACUGGGGGGUCAUUGCCAGAUCUAACCAACCUCCACUACUCCGCGCCCGUGCCAGCCUCACUGGACACCGGCGACCACGUCUUCGGUAGCAUGAGUGUGGGGAAUAGCGUGGGCAACCUGCCAGCUGCCAUGACUCACCUGGGCCUACGGAGCUCUUCUGGUCUGCAGAGCUCUCGGAGCAACCCCUCCAUCCAGGCCACGCUCAAUAAGACGGCCCUGUCCUCCUCCCUGAACAGCCACCCGCAGACGUCCGCUCCCAGCGCCUCCGCCCUUCACCCUUCCCUGCGGCUCUUUUCCCUCAGCAACCCGUCCCUGUCCACCACGGCCCUGAGCGGCCCGGCCCGGCGGAGGCAGCCCCCCGUCAGCCCGCUCACGCUCUCUCCGGGCCCCGAGGCGCAGCCGGCCUUCAGCAGGCAGCUCUCGGCCACCAGCCCCCUGAACCCGUAUCCCGCGGCGCAGAUGGUGUCCUCAGAUCGCAGCCCGCUUUCCUUCCUGCCCACGGAAGCUCAAGUGUCCCCGCCACCCCCUUACCCCGCCCCCCAGGACCUCUCCCAGCCCCUCCUACAGCAGCCCCCUGCCCAGGAGCCCCAGGCCGCCUCAUCCCUGCCUCCAUCUGGCUUCCCGCUCCUCACAGCCCAGGGUUCAUCUUUGACCAACUUCUUCCCAGACGUGAGCUUUGACCAGCAGUCCAUGAGGCCAGGCCCGGCCUUCCCUCAACAGGCGCCCCUGGUGCAGCAAGGUCCCCGAGAACCACAGGACUCGUUUCAUUUGAGACCAAACCUGUAUUCCAACUGCGGGAGUUUCCCCAACACCAUCCUGACAGAAGACUCGAGUACCAGUCUAUUCAAGGACCUCAGCAGCGCACUGGCAGGCAUGCCCGAGGUCAGCCUGAACAUAGACACUCCGUUUCCACUGGAAGAAGAGCUCCAGAUUGAACCCCUGAGCCUGGACGGACUCAACAUGCUGAGUGACUCCAGCAUGGGCCUGCUUGACCCCUCUGUGGAAGAGACGUUUCGAGCGGACCGACUGUGAACAGGAUGGAAUGGGCCGGAAUGUGUUGCUGGAGGAA
This is a messenger RNA of Lontra canadensis (Northern American river otter), 2020 nucleotides long. RefSeq names its product CREB regulated transcription coactivator 3 (gene CRTC3). Gene Ontology annotation, cellular component: cytoplasm; nucleus. Lineage: Eukaryota; Metazoa; Chordata; Mammalia; Carnivora; Mustelidae. The record is from RefSeq and is a predicted model, not a curated record. Gene Ontology annotation, biological process: positive regulation of transcription by RNA polymerase II; protein homotetramerization. Gene Ontology annotation, molecular function: cAMP response element binding protein binding. The transcript is spliced from 15 exons. The coding region runs from base 145 to 1983 and encodes 612 amino acids.